UUGUGUCUGUGUAAACAAAUGCGGACCAUUAUGAAUGAUUUCAAUAUGAAACGACGAACGGAAACGAUGGAUUUUCGUCAUUAUCGUCCUAAUUUUGAAAAAUGUUACAAUGAUCAUCAUCAACAAACGAUAAUGUCAUCAAAAUUGUGUAGCAAACAAAACUUUUCUCAUAAAUCAAUUACAACAUGUUUGUUGAUUAUUUUAUUCACCGCAACAAUCACAUUAAUCGAAGCGGUCAUUGAAGAACGAGUAUGUAUUGGAACCAAUGGCCGUAUGUCGGUACCAUCGAAUCGUGAUCAUCAUUUUCAAAAUCUACGAGAUCGUUAUACAAAUUGUACAUAUGUUGAUGGAAAUCUUGAGCUAACAUGGUUACAGGAUAAAAAUCUUGAUCUUAGUUUUUUACAAUACAUACGUGAAGUUACCGGUUAUGUACUUAUAUCACAUGUUGAUGUUAAACGUAUUGUAUUGCCUAACUUACAAAUUAUUCGUGGUCGAUCAUUAUUUAAACUAAAUGUUCGAGAUGAAGAAUUUGCAUUGAUGGUUACAUUAAGUAAAAUGGAAAAUCUGGAAGCACCUUCAUUACGAGACAUUUUGGUUGGUAAUGUUGGAUUUUUCAAUAAUUAUAAUCUAUGUCAUAUUCGUACAUUGAAUUGGGAUGAAAUACUAAGCGGACCUGGUGCCAAAACUAUUUAUGUGUAUAACUUUACUCAACCUGAACGUGCCUGUCCAAGUUGUCAUGAAAGCUGUCCCGAAGGAUGUUGGGGUGAAGGACCACUAAAUUGUCAGAAAUUUUCGAAAAUAAAAUGUUCACCACAAUGUCAUCAAGGUAGAUGUUUUGGAUCGAAUCCACGAGAAUGUUGUCAUCUUUUCUGUGCUGGUGGAUGUACUGGUCCGAAACAAAGUGAUUGUUUGGCUUGUCGCAAUUUCUAUGACGAUGGUAUCUGCAAGCAAGAAUGUCCACCAAUGAUGCGUUACAAUCCAGCUACUUAUUCAUGGGAGGUGAAUCCUGAAGGAAAAUAUGCUUAUGGUGCAACAUGUGUCAAAAAUUGUCCCGAACAUUUACUUAAAGAUAAUGGAGCUUGCGUGCGUAGCUGUCCGGUGGGCAAAAAAUCCGUCAAUGGAGAAUGUGUACCAUGUGAUGGACCAUGUCCGAAAAACUGUCCUGGUGUUGAUAUCGUACAUUCUACCAAUAUUGAUUCAUUCAAAGGAUGUACAAUUAUUGAAGGAUCAAUCACCAUAUUGGAUACAUCGUUUCAAGGCUAUCAGGAAGUGUAUCAAAAUUUUAGCUUCGGUCCACAUUAUCAGCCAUUUCAUCCAAGUCGAUUAGAAGUUUUCAGCACUUUACGAGAGAUUACUGGCUAUUUAAACAUUCAGGCAUCACAUCCAGAUUUCAAGAAUCUUUCCUAUUUUCGUAAUCUGGAAACAGUUGGGGGUCGAACAUUAACAGAAUAUUUUGCUGCCAUUUACAUUGUCAAAACAUCGUUAACAUCGCUUGGUUUACGGUCAUUGAAACGAGUUGAAUUUGGUUCGGUAGCUAUAUUAGAAAAUCAAGAUUUAUGUUUUGCUAGCCAGAUUGAUUGGAGAAAGGUAGCCAAUUCAUCAGCUCAUCAUAUAUUGAUGCAGAGUAAUCGAAAUGAAAGCGAAUGCCAGGCUGAAGGUCUAGUUUGUCAUUCUGAAUGUGCUUCAGAUGGUUGUUGGGGUGCUGGACCAGAUGAAUGUGUAUCCUGCAAAUCAUACAGGUUGGGUGAAACCUGUGUUUCGAAUUGUAACUCAUCACUUGGAAUAUAUGAUGCUGGCGAUAAAAUUUGUAAACAUUGUCAUGAAGAAUGUGAUGGUGCUUGUUCAGGGCCUGGACCACGUAACUGUCAGAAAUGUAAACACAUUCGAGAUGGACCGUUCUGUGUACGAGAAUGUCCAGUAUCAAAAUAUCCUCAAGAUGGCCAGUGUAAAUCAUGUCACGAAAAUUGUGUAUCCGGUUGUACAGGGCCAUUGAAUAGACUUGGUGAAAGUGGAUGUAAUAGCUGUGAGAAGGCAAUUGUUAGCAUGUAUGAUCCGAAUGUCGUUGAAGAAUGUCUAAAAGCCGAUGAACCUUGUCCGGAAGGAUUCUAUCAUGAGUAUAUUGGCCCUCAAGAAGAAGGCGCGCUCAAAUCAUUAACUGGAAAAUCGGUUUGUAGAAAAUGUCAUCAACGAUGUAAAAAUUGCACAGCGUUUGGUAUACACGUAUCCGUAUGCGAAUGUUUACGAUAUAGUUCAGGUGAACAAUGUGAAGAUCAAUGUCCACGUGAUCAUUAUGCCGAUGAAGAACAUCAUAAAUGUGUAAAAUGUGCAGAUGAAUGUCGUCGUUGUCGUGGCCCAACUUCUAGUCAUUGUAUUGCUUGUAGAAAUUAUCGUGUUUAUCUGGAUGAUGACAAAAAGACAUUUAAUUGUACGGCCACUUGUCCUUCCGAGAAACCAUACAAGGUAUUUGAGGAUAAAAAUGAAGAUCCAUUCUGUUCGGAUAAAGAUCCGAAUAUUAUGUAUGGCAGUAAUCCUGAAGAAGAUCCAUGGCCUGUAAUUAUCGGCGGUGGUGCUGUUUGUAUCGUUCUGUUUGGUGUAUUUUUAGCCAUAUUUAGCUAUCAAUGGCUUCAACGAGCCCGAACUAAAGAGAAUACAAUGAAAUUAACUAUGCGUAUGACUGGCUAUGAUGAUAAUGAACCUUUAAAACCAUCAAACGUCAAGCCUAAUCUAGCGCAGUUAAGAAUUGUCAAAGAAGCUGAACUACGUAAAGGUGGAAUUCUUGGCUUUGGAGCAUUCGGUACUGUAUACAAAGGCGUUUGGGUUCCUGAAGGCGAGAACUUCAAAAUACCAGUCGCUAUAAAAGUUUUACGUGAAGGAACUCAAUCGAAUACGAAUAAAGAAUUUCUUGAAGAAGCCUAUAUUAUGGCCAGUGUUGAUCAUCCUAAUUUACUUAAAUUGUUGGCUGUGUGCAUGACAUCGCAAUUGAUGCUCGUGACUCAACUGAUGCCCUUAGGCUGCCUGUUGGAUUAUGUUCGUAAUAACAAAGAUAAGAUUGGUUCGAAACCAUUACUGAAUUGGUGCACUCAAAUUGCUCGAGGGAUGGCUUAUUUAGAAGAGAAAAGAAUGGUUCAUCGAGAUUUGGCUUUACGAAAUGUUCUAUUGCAGACACCCGGAUGGGUUAAAAUUACUGAUUUUGGCUUAGCUAAAUUGUUGGAAAUAGAUGAAGAUGAAUAUAAAGCAGCUGGAGGCAAAAUGCCAAUCAAAUGGCUUGCUUUAGAAUGUAUUCAGCAUAGAAUCUUCACGCACAAAAGCGAUGUGUGGAGUUUCGGUGUAACAGUCUGGGAACUUUUAACAUAUGGUGGAAAACCCUAUGAAAAUGUCUCUGCGCGUGAUGUUCCGGAUUUAUUGGAAAAAGGUGAACGAUUACCACAGCCAACAAUUUGUACGAUUGAUGUUUACAUGCUAAUGGUUAAAUGUUGGAUGAUCGACCCUGAAUCACGACCAUCAUUUAAAGAGCUGGCUGAAGAAUUUGCCAAAAUGGCUCGUGAUCCUGGUCGUUAUUUAGUUAUCAAAGGUGAUAAAUUGAUGCGUCUACCGUCGUAUACGCAACAAGAUGAAAAAGAAUUGAUAAGAUCAUUGUCGAUGCCUAUCGAAGGGCCAGAAACCAUCAUGGAUGCUGAAGAAUAUCUUCAACCAAGUAAAUCAUUACAUGCAUUCAGUGGCUGCAAACAACAGCCGCCUCCGACACCAAUCAAAAAGUUCAUGGAUGAUCGUGGAUUUGAAGGUGAUCCCAUAAAUGGUGGUUUAAUUUUUAGCCACAACGAUGAUAUCGAUUCUCGAUUUAACGCUGCUCAACAUCGACACUUGGGUCCAGAAGGUCAAUAUAAUAAUAUGUUUAUGCACAGUUUGACCGAUUCAUAUGGAACGAAUCGAAUGUCAUUAGUAAAUGGCUCGAAUAGCCAUCAUUUUCGUGAUACAAGCCAUAACUCAACACUUGAUACGAUCAAACUUAUGGAUAAAGGAGAAUUAAAUGAAUUGAUUCGUCGAAAUAUGAUGAAUGGUCAAGCAACUUUAGAACAAUUCAAAUUUAAUUUACCUGUUGAUGAAGAUGAUUAUUUAAUGCCAUCACCUGCCGGUCCAGUUGUGAACCAAGUAACUUACAUGGAAAUGAUAAAUGGGCGAGCCAAUGGAGGUGAACUAAGAGGUUAUCCGAUCAAUUUCAAUCCCAACUGCCAACCAUUAAUGCCACAAACUUGUAUCGAAAAUCCAGAAUAUCUAUUGAUGAACAAUCGUGUUGAUCAUGAAUACGUUAAUCAAUUAUCACCAACGGCGCCUUCGAUUACAUCUGCUCAAACAUUUCCAUUACAUGGAAUGAUAUCACGUCGUAAACCAUUAUCAUCGACUUCCUCAUCAGUCACAUCAAAUUCAGCGUUCCAUUCAUUACAAGGUUCGUUUGGCAUUCAUCCAAAUAAUGCCGGUUUCAUACCGUUAAAUCCAAAUAAUACAAGAAAAUUCAGCUCAAGUGAAGAACCUGAAGAAUCUUCCGAUGAUCAUCAAUAUUAUAAUGAAUUGGAUUGGUUACAAAGAGAACUUCAGCCAUUAAGGCGAAGUGAAACCACAGUUUAAUUUUGAUCCAAAUUUGUGAAUAAACAAGGAAUGUGUAUACCUUUUGUCACAUAAUUAUAAUUAUCGACUUUUUUUUGGCAUUCAAAAAUUUUUUGUUUUUUUCUCAAUUAACCUGUAAAUAACAACAAUGUUUUGUAAAUAUUUGCCAUGAUAUUCUUUGAUUCUAGCUGCCAUUGUUUUUCUCAUUUCUGUAUUUAAUAUCAUUUGUGUAAUUAUUUUGACUGUGUAUAAUAAAGUUAUUCAUUUCAGUUUUAAUAUUCAAAUGAUUAAUUUGUUGCCCUGCUGAUUGUUUCUGUCUGUGAUCAGUCAAGAAUAAAUGACUGGGCUGAUAAUUUAGAAAUGUUUACUU
Molecule: messenger RNA, 4972 nt
Organism: Dermatophagoides pteronyssinus (European house dust mite)
Lineage: Eukaryota; Metazoa; Arthropoda; Arachnida; Sarcoptiformes; Pyroglyphidae
Gene: Egfr
Product: epidermal growth factor receptor
Biological process (GO): negative regulation of apoptotic process; neurogenesis; positive regulation of kinase activity
Cellular component (GO): plasma membrane; basal plasma membrane; signaling receptor complex
Molecular function (GO): transmembrane receptor protein tyrosine kinase activity; ATP binding
Source: RefSeq, a predicted model, not a curated record